AUGCAGGACUCGGAAAUUGCAGCCUACGUGGCAUUCCCAUUCACACUGCUAGUUGUGGCUGCUAAUUUGUGGUUCGCAUACCAUCAUUACCGUGUUCCCGCCUAUUCCCCAAUAAAACUCUGUGGCUACACAGCCGAAUCAUAUGUCUUUGUAUUAGUUCUCAUCGCUCUCUUUGUUUACGUUGCCUUUGAGACAACCCUUUUCGUUCUUACACUGGUCGACCUAUAUGACUGGGCUACCUGGUGUUGGAGAUGGUCCAUAGGAGGAGCAUUUCUCUUCGAUUCUAUCUCUGUGAUAGCACCAAGCGACUCAUUACCAACACUACCAUGUCUGACCAUUCCACAACCGCUGCAGCUACAACUGCCUCGUCAAUUUAAACUGCUCCAACAUCGUGGCUUUUUGCUUGCGAUGGCGUCAAUAGAGGCGGUCUUUGUCAUCAUCGGUCCAGCGAUUCCUAAGCACGCCGUUGCGCAAUACCUUACUGUCGGUUUAAUCCUAUACCAUACUGUGUGGACUGUUUUGCGGCGAAGAGACUGGCUCCGCUUGGGAACAAGCUGUGCUGAGCUUUUCGGCGUGGUGCUUAUGUUUUGGACAAACGUGGCAUUUGUUGUUUUUUCUUGCUCCUCUGCUAUUAUCUACCUAGGAGCAAAGAGUUGGCUUCGACGACCCCUUUCCCUUAAGCCUAGGCCCGUGCAAGCUUCCGAUCCCUACUCUGAGCUACAAGAACCACCGGAUUCGGUUCAACACAAUAUCGUGUUUAUGGGCGAUACUAAGAUGAGAUCAAAAUCACUUCAGGAAAUAAUUGGCUGGGGACCGACUACUUGGGGAAUAAGUACAUUAGGUCCGUACGUGUACCCAACACGGAACGAUACCUAUCUCUUCAAUAUGAGCCCGCUAUUUAUAAAGGAUGAAAAAUACAGGUAUACUGUUCAGGAGUCUAUUGCUAAAAAUGCUACCGCGUUUGUCUUAGCUGUUGACCUAUGUCAUCGGCCUUCUCUUGUAUACCUUCAGAAUUUAGCGAAAUCAAUGGCAGCUCAGCCUGGACUCCUGGUGGUGUAUCGGUCUGCAAGUACAACGACCGAAAUUAUUGACGAUGAAGUAAGAGAUCUUGCAGGCCAACAUGGGUGGCUAUUGGAAACACCCCAGCGGGUGAAAGAUGGGUUUGAAAAGCUGCUUCAAGAGGUGGAUGAACGGUCGAGAAAGCAGGAUUAG
Xylaria bambusicola is the source of this 1212-nucleotide messenger RNA. RefSeq lists its product as uncharacterized. The transcript has 3 exons. The record is from RefSeq and is a predicted model, not a curated record. Lineage: Eukaryota; Fungi; Ascomycota; Sordariomycetes; Xylariales; Xylariaceae. The coding region runs from base 1 to 1212 and encodes 403 amino acids.